Molecule: messenger RNA, 1602 nt
Organism: Diaporthe batatas
Lineage: Eukaryota; Fungi; Ascomycota; Sordariomycetes; Diaporthales; Diaporthaceae
Exons: 3
Coding region: 124-1479 (451 amino acids)
Biological process (GO): transmembrane transport
Cellular component (GO): fungal-type vacuole membrane
Molecular function (GO): transmembrane transporter activity
Source: RefSeq, a predicted model, not a curated record
AGGGCAUCGGGGGUAUUUAUUCCAAGAACCCUUCGCUGCACUUCCUCUCCCAGACUACUUAGCACCUCCCGCGUAUAAUCCGGGAAUAAUUUGGACCCUUUGCUCCCACGCAAACAAAAAAAAAUGGAGAAGGCCGAAACCCACACCGACACCGGCGGCCGCCGGACCACGCAGUUGGAGCCGGGACACGCCGCAGGCCCCGAGGCCCACAUCGAGCCGUCGGCGGGCGAACAGCAUGUACCCACGGCGCAAGAGGUCGAUGUGAACGCAGAUGGGUUUCCCGAGGGCGGCAAGAAGGCCUGGACUGUGCUGGCUGGGACGUGGUGCGUCCUGUUCUGCACGUACGGGCUGGGCAACAGCAUCGGCGUCUUCCAGGCGUACUAUGUCAACUACGCGCUCCGCCAGUACUCCUCGUCCACCAUCUCGUGGAUCACCAGCUUCAUGCAGUGGGUGCUGAACUUUUUGCCUAUUGUUUGGGGUUUUGUUUUCGACAAGUUCGGCCCGAAGUGGCUACUCGUCAGCGGAACCCUGAUCUAUGUGUUUGGGAUAAUGAUGAUCUCCUUGGGGUCGCAAUACUAUCAUUUCUUCCUGGCCCAAAGCAUCGUCUGCCCCAUCGGCGCCAGCGCCGUGACCAGCGCCGGCAUGUCGUGUCUGGUCACCUGGUUCCAUCGCCGGCGUGGUUUAGCGUUUGGAAUCAUGAUGUCUGGGUCAUCUGUCGGCGGUAUCGUCUUGCCUAUCAUGAUCCCAAAGUUGAUAGACCGUGUUGGCUUCCCUUGGGCGAUGCGUGCCGUCGGGUUGAUGUUCCUGGUGCUCCUGACCAUCGCGUGCGUGACCGUCAGGUCCCGACUGGCGCUGGACAAGAGGCCGGUUGAUAUGAGGGAGUACAUCCGGGGGAUCAGAGAGCCGACAAUGAUGUCGACGGCCUUCGGGCUGUUCUUGGUCUUCUGGGGUCUCUUCCUACCCUACAAUUUCGUCAUCCUACAAGCCAGAGCGCAGGGGAUGGACGCCAACCUCGUCAUCUACUUGCUCCCGAUAUUGCAUGCUUGCGGCAUAGUCGGACGUAUCAUACCAGGGCUUGUGGCGGACAAGGUCGGGCGGUACAACAUCAUGAUCACACUCGCGACUCUGACAGGCAUCGCCUGCUUUGCUCUCUGGAUCCCGAUUAGCAACGACGCCGGCAUUCUGGUCUUCACAGCGGCCUUUGGGUUUCUGUCUUCUGGCCUGACUUCCAUCGGGCCGACUUUGAUCGCACAGAUCUCAGACAUCAGGGAGAUCGGGGCCCGGACAGGUACAGCGUUCGCUUUUCAGUCUUUCGGCGCCCUCACUGGCAGCCCUAUAGCGAGUGCCAUCGUUGAUGCCAGGGGUGGAGAUUACCUGGGCUUGAAGUUGUUUUGCGGGUUCUCCAUUUUUGCAUCGGCGGUGGUGUUUUUGUCGGCAAGAUACUUCCAGGUUGGAGGGUUUCGGCUGAAGAAGGUUUGACCUCGGGAACGAGCUUGUUAGAAGGGCAUGGAUAGAAAGAGGUCAGGUCAUACGUUCGGCAUUUGUAUAGAUGCUGCAUGUGAUGCUUUCGCUUCUAUUAGCCAGUCAUCACGGCAGAUAGAC